Dryobates pubescens (Downy woodpecker) is the source of this 1396-nucleotide messenger RNA. It is a transcript of the gene OTX1, whose product is annotated as orthodenticle homeobox 1. Gene Ontology annotation, molecular function: DNA-binding transcription factor activity, RNA polymerase II-specific; RNA polymerase II cis-regulatory region sequence-specific DNA binding. Gene Ontology annotation, biological process: multicellular organism development; regulation of transcription by RNA polymerase II. The transcript is spliced from 3 exons. The coding region runs from base 48 to 1046 and encodes 332 amino acids. The record is from RefSeq and is a predicted model, not a curated record. Gene Ontology annotation, cellular component: nucleus. Lineage: Eukaryota; Metazoa; Chordata; Aves; Piciformes; Picidae.
UUUCAUUUUUCUGCGGGACUUUGGAGGAACCUUGCCCGGCUUUUAGCAUGAUGUCUUACCUUAAACAGCCCCCUUACGGCAUGAACGGGCUGGGGCUGACGGGCCCCGCCAUGGACCUGCUGCACCCUUCCGUGGGGUACCCGGCCACCCCUCGGAAGCAGCGUCGUGAGCGCACCACCUUCACCCGCUCGCAGCUGGACGUGCUGGAGGCACUCUUCGCCAAGACCCGCUACCCCGACAUCUUCAUGCGGGAGGAGGUGGCCCUGAAGAUCAAUCUGCCCGAGUCCCGAGUCCAGGUCUGGUUCAAGAACCGCCGCGCUAAGUGCCGGCAGCAGCAGCAGAGCGGCGGCGGAGCCAAGAGCCGUCCGGCCAAGAAGAAAUCCUCGCCGGCCCGGGAGAGCUCGGGCUCGGAGAGCAGCGGGCAGUUCACACCGCCGGCAGCGGCCUCCAGCUCGGCCUCCUCUUCAUCCUCCAGCUCGGCCUCCUCAGCCCCAGCAGGUGCCCCAGCGUCUCUCAGCACCCCAGCAUCAUCCAUCUGGAGCCCGGCUUCCAUCUCGCCUGGCGCAGCACCAGCCGGGGUGACCGUGCCCGAGCCACUGCCGCCGGCUGCCACGUCCUGCAUGCAGCGGGCCGGCCCUGCUGCGGCCGCCUCCGCCAGCUACCCCGUCUCCUACGGCCAGAGCGGCGGCUACGGGCAGGGCUACCCUGCGCCACCCUCCUCGUCCUAUUUCGGGGGUGUGGAUUGCAGCUCUUACUUGGCACCCAUGCACUCCCAUCACCAUCCCCACCAGCUCAGCCCCAUGGGGCCCUCCUCGGUGCCCGGCCACCACCACCACCACCCGCUGAGCCAGAGCUCGGGACACCACCACCACCAUCAUCAUCACCACCACCAUCAGGGUUAUGGCAGCACCGGGCUGCCCUUCAACUCUUCCGACUGCCUGGACUACAAGGAGCCCACCGCUGCUGCCUCCUGGAAGCUCAACUUCAACUCCCCCGACUGCCUCGACUACAAGGACCAGGCGUCCUGGCGCUUCCAGGUCUUGUGAGGGGCCAACUGCUGACUCCCCCCCAACAAAAGCUGCCACGGACCCCACCACGCCUGGGGUCUCCCCUCCACCUCCCGGGCAGGACUCUGGCGCCAGCUCUUCCUCCUCCUCCUCCUCCUGCUCCCCCCUCUUCGAUAGCAGUGGCGAUGCCCCGGGUGGGGGUCCUGCCGCCACCCCCAUCUCUACUGACUGAUAUUUAUUUGCUUCCUGCACCCCUCCAGCGGGUUUAUUAUAAUUAUUAUUUUUUUAAAUGCACCAGAAGAGGAGUUGAAGUUAACAAAGCCUAGCAUCUCCCCUGCUGCCCCACCGAACCCCAGGGAAGAGGCGCAGGCUGGCUCCUGCCCUGCCGG